Messenger RNA from Aureobasidium pullulans EXF-150, 1581 nucleotides. RefSeq names its product L-ascorbate oxidase. Gene Ontology annotation, molecular function: oxidoreductase activity; copper ion binding. The record is from RefSeq and is a predicted model, not a curated record. Bases 1 to 1581 code for a protein of 526 amino acids. The transcript has 5 exons. NCBI's taxonomy places the organism in Eukaryota, Fungi, Ascomycota, Dothideomycetes, Dothideales, Saccotheciaceae.
AUGCUCUUCCCAUAUUUGUGGUUUCUAUAUUGUAUUGCCGUUCAGGCCACACUUGUUCGGAAACAUGACGAGACUUUUAUGCCAGACUUCUCGCUACGAGUUACAGUCAAGAAUAUCUCGCAAGGAUGCUUCUUUCGAGAAUCCGUCGUUGUUAAUGGUACUUCCCCGGGCCCUACUCUUCGCAUCAAGCCGAACAAGGUCUCAUGGAUCAGAGUGUACAAUGACAUGGCUGACCAGAAUUUGACCAUGCACUGGCAUGGCUUGUCUCAAAGAAUGGCAAUCUUCUCCGAUGGCACGCCCGUUUCACAAUGGCCUAUAGCACCAAUGCACUACUUUGAUUACGAGAUUCUGCCAGGGGAAAGUGAUGCAGGAACAUCAUUCUAUCAUUCACAUGUCGGUUUCCAAGCUGUUACUGCGAAUGGCGCUCUCAUUGUUGAAGAUGUUCGAAGUCCGCCAUAUCACUAUGAUGAUGAGCGUAUUCUUCAACUGACGGACUACUUCAACAAGACAGACUCUGUGAUCGAACAGGGGUUGACUUCCAACCCAUUCGUCUGGUCUGGAGAGACGAAUGGCGUACUUGUUAACGGCGUCGGAGUGGGAAUAGGCAAACAGAAUGAUUCAUCCUGCAAGCUCCCUGUCGUCGACGUCUUGCCAGGGAAAAUUUAUUGCAUGAGAAUCAUCGGAGCAACAGCACUGUCGCAUGUCGGCAGUGGCCAACGCUUCGACAUUCUCUUCAAGACCAAAACAAUCGACGAGCUCAAAGGCUCAAAUCGCACACAAUUCUGGAUACAAUUCGAAACCCGCGAUCGGCCAAGCGUAUAUCGUGGAUACGCAUCUCUCCGCUACACAAUCCCCGGUGCAAAAAGAGCUAUUACCCCUCCAGCGCCAUCAACACCACCACUGUCUCUACCCAACACAACAUACUCAUGGUUAGAAUAUUCUCUUCAACCCCUCGUACCCAACAACUUCCCCACCGCCGCAGAAGUGACCCGCCGCGUCACCAUGACAGUCCAACAAUUUCAAAACGGCAGCAUCUAUUGGUCGCAAAACGGGUUAAAUUGGACAGACCACAUCGCGACACCAAUGCUAAUAGACAUAUACAAAAGAGGCGACGCCGCAAUGCCCAAUCACACCCGAGCACUCCAAAACAACAACUGGGACCCAAUAACAAAAUUCUGGUCCGCUGAAAUCGGCCAAGUGUUGGAGAUGAUAAUCCAGAAUACUGGAUCUUUGGUGGAAAAAAUGCUGGAGAAAUUGAAGGGGUAUCGACCUGUGUUGAGGGAUACGACGAUGUUGUAUCGGUAUGCUGAUGUUGGGGAGGCGGGUAAAGAUGCUAGUUGGAGGGAUUGGAGAUUGAGGGUUAAUCAGCCUGGUGUGUAUGUUAUUCAUUGUCAUAUUUUGCAACAUAUGGUUAUGGGUAUGUCUACAGGUUGGGUGUUUGGUACUUCGGCAAGUGAGAUUCAGAAUAUACCCUACAAUGAUAUAUCCGGGUAUCUGGAUUUCGGAGGUAAUGCUUACGGAAGUACAGCGCUGUAUCCUGAAGUCGUUGAAUACUUCAAGAACGUAGUGCCAGAGAUCUGA